AUGUUUCGUCUGUGUUUCUCACUCUUCCUGUGUUUGGUUUGGCUUGGACUGCUCUGUCUCUCAGAGGCAGUGGAAAACCAAGCUGAAUCAAGGGAAAAAAGGAGUGUGCCUAACUGGGCGCUGACAUCUUCAGACUUUUUCGCCUGGAUUGAAGAGUUGCGUUCUCACGCUGGCUAUGACAAGAUUGAGGAAUUGGCCAGAACCUUCUGGGCUCACUUCCCUUCCGCCAGCCGCCUGGGUUACGACCCUCCUGCUCCAGAAGAAUAA
This is a messenger RNA of Sinocyclocheilus rhinocerous, 267 nucleotides long. It is a transcript of the gene otos2, whose product is annotated as otospiralin 2. NCBI's taxonomy places the organism in Eukaryota, Metazoa, Chordata, Actinopteri, Cypriniformes, Cyprinidae. Gene Ontology annotation, biological process: sensory perception of sound. The transcript is spliced from 3 exons. The coding region runs from base 1 to 267 and encodes 88 amino acids. The record is from RefSeq and is a predicted model, not a curated record.